Molecule: messenger RNA, 3575 nt
Organism: Carassius carassius (crucian carp)
Lineage: Eukaryota; Metazoa; Chordata; Actinopteri; Cypriniformes; Cyprinidae
Product: neuronal PAS domain-containing protein 2-like
Exons: 21
Coding region: 115-2661 (848 amino acids)
Biological process (GO): regulation of transcription by RNA polymerase II; circadian regulation of gene expression
Cellular component (GO): cytoplasm; nucleus; CLOCK-BMAL transcription complex
Molecular function (GO): RNA polymerase II cis-regulatory region sequence-specific DNA binding; DNA-binding transcription factor activity, RNA polymerase II-specific; protein dimerization activity
Source: RefSeq, a predicted model, not a curated record
UGCAGUCAACACCGGUGGCUUGCCAUCAAAGAUUUGUGAGUAGUGGCUAACCACUAUCAUCAGGUGGAGGUAGAAGACACGAAUGGGACACGCUAGCCUUUCCAGACGGCCUGAAUGGGAGAAGGAGUGAGCAUGGACAACCUUUUGGAGUUUGGAGGCCUCUGUCCGUCCACCCGGAGGGAAUGGGACACAGGCAGCUGUGUGGAUGAUUUAAUGGAUGAAGAUGAGAAAGACAGAGCAAAAAGGGCGUCCCGUAAUAAAUCCGAGAAGAAGAGAAGGGACCAGUUCAAUGUUCUCAUUAAAGAGCUGUGUACGAUGCUGCAGGGUCAAGGUCACCCCCGCAAGAUGGACAAAUCCACCAUCCUGCAGAGAACCAUUGACUUCCUGCAGAAACAGAAAGAGAUCACGGCGCAAACAGAAUCCUGUGAGGUCCGGCAGGACUGGAAGCCUUCUUUCCUCAGCAACGAGGAAUUCACCCAGUUAAUGCUGGAGGCAUUGGAUGGUUUCCUAAUAGCUCUUACCACAGAUGGGAACAUCAUAUAUGUAUCUGACAGUGUCUCUUCUCUCAUUGGUCAUCUACCGUCAGAUAUGGUGGACCAGAACAUUUUGAACUUCCUGCCAGAACGAGAACAUGGAGAGGUGUAUAAACUUCUGUCAUCACACAUGCUCUUGACAGAGCCCUCUGCUGUGGACCUACUCAACAGCAAUGAGACACACGUAGAGUUCUGCUGUCAUUUAGCAAGGGGAAACAUUGACCCAAAAGAACCACCCACGUACGAAUAUGUCAAAUUUGUUGGAGAUUUCAAGUUUCAUAAUAACGUGCCUCUGUCCUCAUGUAACGGUUAUGAGCUGGCGUUCCCACGCACUCUGCAGUCCUCACUAGAGGAGCAGAUCUGUCUUGUAGCCACAGUGAGACUCGUGACCCCUCAGUUCCUAAAGGAUCUGUGUAACGUGGAGGAUGUGUGUGAUGAAUUCACAUCAAGACACAGCCUGGAAUGGAAAUUUCUCUUCUUAGAUCAUAGGGCCUCUCCUAUCAUUGGGUACCUGCCAUUUGAGGUUUUAGGGACUUCGGGUUAUGAUUACUACCAUGUGGACGACCUGGAGCUGAUUGCUCAGUGUCAUAAACAGUUGAUGCAGUUUGGGAAAGGAAAAUCCUGUUACUAUCGUUUUCUGACUAAAGGGCAGCAGUGGAUCUGGCUACAGACACACUAUUACAUCACAUACCACCAGUGGAACUCCAAACCAGAGUUUAUCGUCUGUACACACAGUGUGGUCAGCUAUGCUGAAGUCCGAGCAGAAAGAAGGAGAGAGAUUGGAUUGGAGGAAAGUUCAUCUGAUAUGGCAACAUCCUCAAUCAAGGGGCAGGAGGUGUUUUUGGACAUGUGUCCUCCUUUAGAAGCUACACGGGAAAGAAUCAGCAGCGCUCGAUCAGUGUCAUCACAAAGUUCUAUAAAAUCAUCACACACAGCGCUGUCUGACUCUGCGUCGAACUCAUCAGUGAGGUACACAGAAGCAUGCACAUCGUCACGGCAGUCUGCUUCCAUUGGUCCUGAGAAGAGUUCCAGCAGAUUGCCACAUAGUGGAUCAAAGACCCUGCUUCAGAGGCAGAGCUCCUCUGAGCCCACGUCACUCUCCCCUUCCUGCAGUCAGCAUUCCACUGUGACACAAUCUCUGUACAGAUUCCAGCAGCCUCAGUUAGGCGUCAUGCAUCAGCUGAAAGAGCAGCUAGAAGAGCGGACACGCAUCCUACAGGCCGACAUCAAAACACAGCAACAAGAGCUGCACGACAUUAAAGAGAAAUUACAAAUUGCUAAUCUACAGAUGUUACUCCAGCAGCCGAUACAGGGAGAAUUUGCCAGUUCUGGUCUGCAGCAGCAGGGUCCAGGCAGGCCGUCCCAACACAGCACCCAGCCCAAACCUCAACACUGUGUUUCGCAUUCAUCACACACACUACUCCGAGAACAGCCUAGUAGCUCAUCUGCUCAGGUACACAUUAAGCACAAUCAGAGACUGGUUCAGACUGGACACAUGCAGGCCGUCAGUGUUCCAAUGCAGACACACACCAGUCUCACCACACCCUUCUAUAGCAACCCAAUGAUGUUCUCACCCAACCACGGACACCGAACCCAACAGGACACACAAUGCCAAAGACUCACACACACAGACUACAGCCAGGAAGGACAGCUACGGAUGCUCCUAAACCAACCAAUGCAGACGCUUGUACCAGACAGCAAUGGGGGGGCCCAGUCUUCCCAAUGCAGCUCAACUAUUCAACAAACCAAAUAUCCUCUGGACCAGCAGAUGAUGGCUCCUUCCUUCCCUGUGCAGCAGGUGAACUGUAAUGCUGUGCUCGUCCCUUCCCCUGUCUUCACCUCACCAAUCAUGAUCCCCCAUAAUAGUUUCAUCACCCAUCAGGCCACGCCCACCUACACGACUCACCUGUCGGCUGCCCCACACAGUUUACCACUACAACAACCUCAGCAGUUCUUUCAGAUGCAGCCUCAGGGUCUGAUUCAGAGUGCUCCCACUCAGGCCUUAUUCCACACCCCUAGCAUUCCACAGCAAAGCACUGUGGGAUAUGUACAGCCACAACAACAACAGCAGCAUCAUCACUCACAGUCGGCAAACCUGUCAGACUACAGAAACAUGCUCCCACGGUAGCCCCGCCACCUGGGAAAAGCCAAGAGGUUGCCAGGAAAGCGCGUUGAGCAUUUAGCUCUGAAAGGCAUGAUGGGAUGGGACUCUCUCGGCUCAGGGGAAGGCUCGUUCCCGAGCCGAACCAAAAUCGAGAAAGCCAAAGUCCCUCUAAGUUCCCAUGACAGCAAAUGAUGGUGAUAAUGGCACAAGGCUCAAGGACUCUGCCUGGCCCUGACUGCACACAGAGGAUGCUGGGAUACGUAGGAGGAGCCGGCAGGCACACAGGGGUCAAGUCAAGCUUUGAUCAAUACGUAAAGGACAGGAAGCCGUGGAGGGUUUUUGGUACUGUAAUAUUACAGUAAUCUGGAUUUUUCAACACAUAAAUAAGACAAAAUCAACAAAUCAAGUAAUGCCUUGACAGAGCGUAAACUCCACUGCGUGUGUUCUGUCCUCAACUGCUUUUAAAAUACAAACUAAAAGAGAAAUCACCCCACAGACAAGAAGAAAAAUACACCGUCAUGAACUGAUUUCAUGCAUCAUAUUUCAUGUGUGUGUGCAGAUGGUAGGAGCUGGGCAUAAUUCAGCGAAGACCCAAAUAUAUUUCAAAAACAUUUGGCUUCCUGUUAUCAUCUGCAGAGCUCGUCGGCAAUCUCCUGUAGUUAUGUUAACGCUAUCGUAAAGAAACUUGAAACACGUUGUAUAUUUAAAAUAUUUAAGAACAAUUUCGCACUAGGGCAAACUUUCCUACCGCUGAGUUCAACUCAAUCCCUGUUACUCUUUGUUUCUCGAUUCACUGUACUGUAUGCAGAGUUUCUCCUCAUAUUCAGUUCGGGAGCAUCGUAUUUCAGUACUUUUUUUUCAUAUUAAGGUUCUGAACAUAGCUGGUCAAGGAGAAGCAUGUUGGCUUCCCUGAUCAAACAGUUCUUUGAGUUUUCAGA